Pistacia vera is the source of this 620-nucleotide messenger RNA. Its product is annotated as transcription factor KUA1-like. The annotation marks the transcript as partial. Gene Ontology annotation, molecular function: DNA binding; zinc ion binding. Gene Ontology annotation, biological process: response to ethylene; response to auxin; response to gibberellin. The record is from RefSeq and is a predicted model, not a curated record. NCBI's taxonomy places the organism in Eukaryota, Viridiplantae, Streptophyta, Magnoliopsida, Sapindales, Anacardiaceae. The transcript is spliced from 3 exons.
UCUCCUUCACCGUUAAUUUAGUGUUGAUGUUUUGUGAGGUGAAAAUGGGUAGAAAAUGCUCACAUUGCGGGAACACAGGCCAUAAUUCAAGGACUUGUACCUCCCGUGGUGCUGUUGCUGGUGGACUUAGGCUAUUCGGAGUUCAAUUUCCCUUAUCUUCCAUUCCUAUGAAGAAGAGUUUUAGCACUGAUUCCCUGUCAACAUCUUCUUCUUCACCAACACCUUCUUUAUCAACAUCUUCACGCGUUACCAUCCAUCAUAGUUCUAAUGGCUAUCUUUCUGAUGGCCUUAUUGCACCUGCUCAAGAUAGGAAAAAAGGUGUGCCGUGGACUGAAGAGGAGCACCGGAUCUUCCUGAUUGGGCUGGAAAAGCUUGGAAAGGGUGACUGGAGAGGCAUCUCUAAGAAGUUUGUGACCACAAGAACUCCAACACAAGUAGCGAGUCAUGCACAGAAAUAUUUCCUUAGACGGAGCAGCCUUAACAAGAGAAAACGCCGUCCCAGUCUUUUUGAUGUGGGAAGCUAUACAUUUUCAGAUCAAAUGCUUAAUCCCGGCAGUUCUAAGACUAAUGAACCUUCUGAUUUUCGUGGGUUGUUAUUGAAGGCAAUAGAUGCUACCCCA